ACAACAAUCUCGUCACACCGAUGUCUCUCGUCUACCUUCCGCAGGAGACGACUCCAGUCCAAAACGACGCGCUCUGGGCGCUUGCCUGGCUCGGCCCCCGCCUUGUUUCUGGCGGUGCCGACGGCAUUGUCCGCAUCCACGACCCUACGGACCUCGCACUCCCGCUGAACGAGCUCGAGGCGCUGCCUUUGGCCAUAUCGAGCAUCAGCGGAAGUGCGGACGGGCGCUUCAUUGCCUCGAGUCUCGACGGUACCGUAGCCCUCGCGGAGGAUGGCAAGUGGGUUGACAGGUUUGAUACAGGGCGCGAGAGUGACGUUCCAGCGUACGCGGCCGCACUCCAUCCUCAAGCCGAGGCCUGGGCGUGGGCUGGGCGCGGGACGAAGGUCGCGCUCCGGCGCAUCUCCGAUAAGCUGGCCGGCGAGGAGAGCUCGGCUACCCUCGAGAAGGGGCGGUUUGGAAUGACGGCCAAGUUCUCGCCCGACGGGCGACAGCUCGCUGUCGGCAUGGAGAGUGGACAUGUCGCCGUGCUUGACGUCUCGACGUCGACCGUCGUGGCGAGCUACGCCGCGCACGCGCUGUGUGUGCGCACCCUCGACUGGAGCCCCGACAGCCAGUGGUUGUACUCGGGCAGCGACGACGCGCGCAUCGUGCUCCACGACGUGCGGGCCGGCGGAGAAGGCGCGCGUGGUGAGGGAGCUGUUGCGAUUCUGCAGGGACACCAGAGCUGGGUGCUGAGUACCGCGGCCAGCCCCGACUCGAAGCUCCUUGCAUCUGGCGGCGCCGACAAGAUGGUCAAGCUUUGGGAUGUGGGACAGCGUGCAUGCGUUAGCACCAGCACGGCCGAGGCUGAGGUGUGGGGUGUGGCCUGGCAGGGCGAGUACGAAGGCGCCCUGCCCGCAGGGAAGCAGUUCGCCAUCGCGGGCGACGACAAAAAGGUCAGCCUUUACCGCGCGGCGGGGGCUGUGUAAUUGCAUGCAUUCUGUACAACCUAACCGGCGUGCUCGACGAUCUCUGUGACAAGGCGGCCGUUGACGACGCGGCUCUUCAUCUGCUCGGGGAUCGGCCGCUCGGCGUAGUCCCCGUCGUCGCUGGUCGGGAUGGAAAUGUUGAUCGCCGAGGUCUUGGCCGUGAUGAUCUCAACAGUGUCCAUGCACCCCUUGGACAGGUACACUUGCCCAGAGUCGGUGGAGUCCACCUGGAUCGUGGGUACGAGACCCGUAAUCUGGACCUCAAACGAGGGCGACGAGGUGAUGCUCAGCGACGAGACGAGCGUGUCAAC
This is a messenger RNA of Cutaneotrichosporon oleaginosum, 1279 nucleotides long. Lineage: Eukaryota; Fungi; Basidiomycota; Tremellomycetes; Trichosporonales; Trichosporonaceae. The record is from RefSeq and is a predicted model, not a curated record.